This is a messenger RNA of Phoenix dactylifera (date palm), 1027 nucleotides long. RefSeq lists its product as uncharacterized. NCBI's taxonomy places the organism in Eukaryota, Viridiplantae, Streptophyta, Magnoliopsida, Arecales, Arecaceae. The record is from RefSeq and is a predicted model, not a curated record.
UCGGAAGCUUUCUUCUCAGAAAUGGUAGCAGAAGAAGAGAGAGAGAGAGAGAGAGGAGGAAAAAAAAGAAGCAAGCGAAGAUGAGAGGGUAGAGUUUCGGAGCCUAUCCACUUCUCGUCUCGAUCCGAUCAAAAUCCCCGUUUAUCCAAACCAGUUAUUAUUAUUUCCAAAACGACCAUCUUUCCUUGUUUCUCCUGUCUCUCUCCCGCCGCUUCCUCUCUCCUCUUCGUCUUCCUCCUUUUCUUCUCUCCCUCGCAGGGUUAGGGUUAGGGUUCCCAAUAUGAGAGGCCAGGACCAGACUUCGAGGCUCUUCUACGAGCUCUGCGCCCUCCUCCUCACCAUACUUCGCUCCCCCCACCUCGCCAUUCCGCGCUCCGACGCCCCCCAGGCGGCGGCGCCACCGUCCCCGCGGCCCCCGCAGGCGGAGGUGGCGGCGAGAUCCGGCGCCGCGAGGCGGUCUCAGGUCUCCCCGGUGGGCUUCGCCUCGCUCCUACUCGGGGCGUCGCUCGCGCUCAUGCUAUGCGGCUCGGUGACCUUCGUGAUCGGGUUCAUUCUAAUGCCUUGGGUGAUCGGGCUGAUUGUGAUGUUCUAUGUCGUCUGGAUCGUGUCGAAUCUAUCGGGGUUGGGGAGGGCGAUCCUUUGCCCCGCUCCCCCUUCCCCUGCGGUUUCGUCCCCCAAGGAGAUCACCGGCCAACUCUUUUCUAAAUUUCCAAUUAUUUAGAUGUGAAAGUUGCAACUGAUGUAAGUAGGCCUACCACGGAGGUCCAUAGUAUCAAAACUUUUUUGCAGGCCAGGAUUUCACUUGAUCCAUCUCAGCUGAUCCUGGUUUAUACCAUCCCUAAAUCUGCUGCUUUUUUUUAAAAAAAAUUUAGUCAUACCUUGUACCUGUUAUCAGUCCUUAUAUGUGUUCAAAGACCAUCACCUUCUGUUCAGCAGUUGCUUUGUAGAGAUGCAAUAUAUUUUGCUACAAGGGAUUUUAGAAAUCCUGAUCUUUACCUGUUAUGGUCUGGUGCCUUAUUUUUCUUCA